UUGAAGUUCUGAUCAUAACAGACUGAUAGAAAAUGAGAUGAAAUCCUUGUGCAUCUGCCAUCUAGUGAAGGCGUUUCACAUUCUACAUUUCUUUGGUGAGUCCUUAAUUAACAGACCCUCUAGUUAUCAGGACAGCAUCCUAUAAGGAUUACAGGUGGCCAAACUGUAUACAAUAUUAAGUGUUUAGAAGACAGCAAAAGUCAAUCCUCUUUCUCUUAAGCUCUGUCACUUGGGUGUAGAAUUAGAAGGCUAUGGAAAUGCUUUGAGUGAUUAGCAUUCUUCAGGCUUUUGAAUUUCUACAAUGUGGAAAGUAUGGCCAAGCGUGUAACUGACAAAAAAAUCAAAAAGCACAGUGACCCCCUCCCCUCCCACACACACACACACACUUCCUUUGGCUAUGAUAUUUAAUUCAGCCUCUGCAUAAGCCUGUCCCUUCCCUCCAGCCUACCUCCCAGAUAUGCUCUGCGCUCAGUGUGUAUUAAAUUUUUAAUCGAGGAUGACAGUGCUGAUCUCACCAGCUUUUUUCUGUAAAUCUGACAGAAUGUCCUCUGUGGCUGACUGACUCACAGUGAUGCUGACUAUACGGACUACAGUGGAAACAUUUGCUGUCCAUGUCUGGCUGAAAAUGGAGGUCAUGUCAGGUUGGCACAGUAGAUGUGCUGUGCAGAGGCAGGUGAUUGGCUGCAAGAUGACGGAGGUGGAGCUGAUGCUGGACUUUGCCUCAUCUGGCCGCUCCGGGCGUCGCAACGCCCUCCCUGACAUCCUGGGCUCCCCAGCAGGAGUCAACCCGACAGACCUGCCACUCAAACUAGCCCAACUGUCUGUCACCGAUGGACCAGGCGGGGCUCAGUCUCCCAGCUCAGAGGAGCCCCCCACCCCCACCGACAGCAGCACAGGUCAGGAGGGGUCAUAGAACUCUCACCCUUCAAUGCCAUGGCGAUAUGUGAGCGCUGCGAGAGACACAGGGGAGACGAGAAGAGACGUGGGGGAGACUGACUAACGUCGGCGCUCUGUCUAGAUAGCCCUGUGUAUUGUGUGCAAGUGUGUGUGUUGCCUCUCAGCCUGUGAGCACUGGGUCAGCAUGAGGAGUGGACAGGAGGGGAGGACAGUGACCAGGGAGAAGAGGAAAGCUGCUUUCAGUCCAAAGAUGAGAACUUUCUCUCACAGAACCAACAAGUGAUGACAAGACUAAAGAGAAUUUGGUAAACUUUUAUGGUUUUUAUUUUAAAAACAGGGAUACACCAAAAUGUGAGAGACUUGCGAAUAGCCGGUUUAAUCAUUUGUAAUUGACUUACUUGUUUGUAAGUUACUUUUGUUGAAAAGCAGUCUGACUUUUGGAUUUUUGGACUGGGAGAUUUCCUUAGCAUGGUUACAAUACCUGUUACGGAUUUCUUGGACUGGGAGACUAUUUGUAGGAGUCUAUGACUGAUCCAGGUUGUUUUCAGAAAGAAAAUACUUUGAAUAUGCAGAUUUAAGGACAUAUCAGGACAGAAGGAUGAUAAUGGGGUUGAAUGUUGUAAAGGGCUGUUUGGGUAUUUGGGAUUAGUAUGUACAGUAUGAAGAGAAAGUGUGACUAUACUGUAUGUGGGUGUGUGUGUGUGUGUGUGUAUUGUGUGUGCAUGUGUUUUGUGUGCGUGUGUGUUUGAAUGUGAACUUUUCUUUAGGAGAUAAAUGUAGCAUCAUCUCUAUCAGCGAGAGCAAUGCAGUUAAAUAUAAAUGUAUUUUUAAACUCAAAAACACCCCAAGAUUUAUCUUGACAGACCUGGUUGAAUACAAUGAUCACGGGGGCUCUUCUGGCUUUCUACUCCAAGGUCACCAAAGUGAUGUCUUCAACAUGAUCAUGUCAUCUUUUGUCAAAUCCCAGAAGCACAAUGUACUUGAAGCAAAUUGGUGUGGAGAUGUGUCACUGUGUAUUUGUGUUAUACAAAUUGUGUGUGUGUGUGUGUGUUUUAAGCCAUCCAUUGCACCUAACAUCCUUAAGGAAAUGUUAAUUUUCUCUGUGAUGUGAACAGAUGAGCAUUAAUUUUUUUAUACAUGUAACACUAUACCAUAGUACCACAUUUAUGUACAGCUCUGGAAAGAAUUAAGAGACCACUGCACAUUCUUCUGAUGUCAUCCUACGGCUGCUGAACAAUAUUUGAAUGAGCUGACGGUCAUAUUCAAAAUUAAGGGACCUCUGCAAAUCAUUCAACUCAUUUGAAUGAUGUCACUCAGCAAACGUACAAUGACAUUUUUUUUCCAGAGCUGUACAUAAGCAGCUGGUCUCACAGAUGUGUCAGACAUGCAGGAGACAGUGUUGUGUCCUAAGGUUAAGACCGCUGUAUAUCGUGGUGGCAUUGUCCUCAAACAACCCAGAUAUUCUGAAGAUUGUGUUUGCUCUGUCUGUUAUUUGCACACUAACACAACUUGUUUUUGCUGAUGAUGGCUUACACAUAUUGUGGAACUACAGAAGGGAAAAACAAUAAACAAUUUAAAAGAUAUCUGCAGAUGGAUUUGUAGGAUCUGCUACGCAUAUACAGUAUUUCCCCCCUUGUCCCGACAUAACAGAAGUUAUAAUGGAAGUCCUGUGAAUUUUUCAGUAGUGUUUAAUCAAAUGAUGGUAUACAAAUAUAAACCUUUAGUGGUGUGCCAAAGUGACAUGCUGCUGCUUCAGUGUUCUGUUCAACAGGAACAGUGUACCUUGUCACUGAGACAUCAAUAAAGAAAUCCAAAUCAAGAGAGACA
Alosa alosa (allis shad) is the source of this 2724-nucleotide messenger RNA. Its product is annotated as cAMP-dependent protein kinase inhibitor alpha-like. The record is from RefSeq and is a predicted model, not a curated record. Gene Ontology annotation, cellular component: cytoplasm; nucleus. Gene Ontology annotation, molecular function: cAMP-dependent protein kinase inhibitor activity. Bases 572 to 913 code for a protein of 113 amino acids. Lineage: Eukaryota; Metazoa; Chordata; Actinopteri; Clupeiformes; Clupeidae. Gene Ontology annotation, biological process: negative regulation of cAMP-dependent protein kinase activity. The transcript is spliced from 3 exons.